Molecule: messenger RNA, 1270 nt
Organism: Drosophila biarmipes
Lineage: Eukaryota; Metazoa; Arthropoda; Insecta; Diptera; Drosophilidae
Exons: 4
Coding region: 30-1196 (388 amino acids)
Source: RefSeq, a predicted model, not a curated record
GAGAACUUGAGUGAAACCGAGGGUUGGAUAUGAUUGGAUAUACGCUGCUGCUCCUGGGAAUUUUGGCCUUUGCGCAAGCGCAGAUGCUGAAUGACACAAGUGGCCUGGCUGUCCAGGAGCCUGGCCUGUGGCGCCAGGGAAGAAGAAGGAGUGUCUUGGCGGACAGCUGCCUCACCAACAGCGGCACCACCGGCACCUGCCUCACCCGCUUCAAGUGCAUGCGGCAAUCGGGUACCGUCAACGGAUACUGCGGAACCUACGGUGUUUGCUGUGAAACAAACCUACAAGUGGGAUCUUCAACGCGUCAGAAGCGAACUAUAAUAAAGAAUCCUGGCACAAUAUCCAGUGAUUUGAAUACCUACACGAUCGAGGCCUUUAGCAGCAAUGUUCAGCAGUUGAGAAUUGAUUUUGAGCAGUUUGUGAUGCAGCAGCCCACCGAUACGGAUGGGGUUCUUGAGUGCCUGGACUAUUUCGAGGCGGGCGGCUUCAAGUUGUGCGGCGUGAACGAUGGCCAACACCUGUACCUGCCCUUCAAUGCUGCUGCAGGCGUUGAUCAGGUGACCCUCACAUUUGCCGUGACCUCCAGAGGAACUGCCCCCAUUUGGAGGCUGAUUGUGACCCAGCUGGAGGGGCCACCGGCGAGUAGCCGCCGGCGUUCCAGCACUUCUGCCGGCCUGGGCGCCUCCACCAAUUCUCUGCAGGAUCUGCGCGACAUUUUUGCCACCCAUCACGCCGACUACGAGCUGCUGGCUCCGCCGGGUUGCCAACAGUACUAUACGGAUACAUCGGGAACCAUUCGCAGCUUCAACUUCCAGACCUCAGUGGUCAGCAACUAUAUGCCCGACUUAAGCUACAAUAUCUGCAUCAAGUCUGUGACCAGUGCCAGCAUGAUCGAAUACUCCUUCAGCAAGUUCUCCAUGUCGGUGCAGUCGGAUACCAGCGAGGGGUACGACGAGUUCUGCCACGCCACUGUCCACACGGCCGGCAGGCAGGAGGACUAUUUGAUGAUACCGCAGGGCAUUCUGGCCAAAAACAUGGCCUACCAGCCUACAUACUACUGCGGCACCAACGACAACCUACUGGUAUAUGCUUCGCCGCCCUAUUUGAUGCACUUCUCCAGCGAUGAGAUCACUUUGAAUCGGGACGUGGAGACGGGCUUCAGCAUGACCUAUCGCCUGAGGAACUCGCUCCUUUAAAAUCAUGUACUUUGAAAUAGCUUGGAUAGUUUCUCGCCUAGAAUUUAAUAAACUCGAAUGUCUUUAAGCAAUAA